Messenger RNA from Schizosaccharomyces octosporus yFS286, 1808 nucleotides. Its product is annotated as cyclophilin family peptidyl-prolyl cis-trans isomerase Cyp8. The coding region runs from base 129 to 1682 and encodes 517 amino acids. Gene Ontology annotation, biological process: protein peptidyl-prolyl isomerization; protein polyubiquitination; protein folding. The transcript is spliced from 3 exons. NCBI's taxonomy places the organism in Eukaryota, Fungi, Ascomycota, Schizosaccharomycetes, Schizosaccharomycetales, Schizosaccharomycetaceae. Gene Ontology annotation, cellular component: catalytic step 2 spliceosome. Gene Ontology annotation, molecular function: ubiquitin-ubiquitin ligase activity; peptidyl-prolyl cis-trans isomerase activity. The record is from RefSeq and is a predicted model, not a curated record.
UUACCCUUACUAUUAGCCUACAUGCAUAAUUUGUUUUAGAACGGAUUUUUACAAGUAGGUGAUAUUUUGUUAUAUUUAUUUUUACUAGAUUAAUUGUUCUAUUUAAAAUUAUAUCUGGUUGACGGAGAAUGGGGAAGAAUACCGAUAAAUUAUACGUGACUCAAACGGAGCAUUCCGGGGUUCAUGGAUGGCAUGGCGGGAUGAGCGGAAUUACAGGGAAUCAGCCCAAAGGAAGAUUUCGUCAACUUCCUUUCAAUUACUGUUCUCUUUCGUUGCAGCCAUUCACACAUCCUUGUUGUUUGGUAGAUUCCACCAACCAUGCAAUCAUUUUUGAUUUCAAAUUUAUUGUCCCAUGGCUUCGGAAGCACAAUACUAAUCCCGUAACUGGAGAAAAGGCUGCACUGUCCAAUCUCAUCAAAUUGAAUUUCUCAAAGAAUGCAGUUGGAGAAUACUGUGACCCAGUUACUUUGAAAGGAUUCACCGAAUUUUCUCAUAUUUUAGCCAUCAAAACAACGGGAAAUUGUUUUUCCUGGGAUACUGUAGAAGGAUUGAACAUAAAAGCUAAAAACUGGAAUGAUCUGGUUAGCGAAAAAGCAUUUACUCGUUCAGACAUAAUCACGAUUCAGGACCCCCAUAAUCUUGAAAAGCGAGACUUUUCGGCUUUACAAACGCAAAAGGAGAUGUCAAGAGAGGAAAAAAUUCAAAAGGCACGCCUGGCGAUAGAGAAGUCAAGAAAAGAAGCAGUUUCGCCAUCACGUAGACAGUUAGCGCAUCCUAUUACUACGGAAACGACACAGUCUGGGCUUCCCGUAUAUCGCGCUGCUCAUACGACAGGUCUUGCAUCUGCGUCCCUUACAUCUACUUCAUUUUCUCCGGUCACCAAAAAUGAAAAAGCAAUAAUUCCUCAGGAGGAUUACAUGCUUAACCAUAUCCGGAUAAAAAAGAAAGGCUAUGCUCGAAUGAUAACCAAUUUUGGGGAAAUCAACUUGGAACUCCACACUGAUUAUGCUCCACAUGCCGUUUACAAUUUUAUCCAACUAUCUAAGAAAGGCUAUUAUCGCAAUACUGUGUUCCAUAGAAGCAUUCCUAGAUUUAUGAUUCAAGCUGGUGAUCCGACGGGUACAGGGAAGGGGGGUGAAAGCUGCUGGGGAAAACCAUUUCGGGAUGAAUUUGGUAAUCCUCUGCAUCAUGAUCAGCGAGGAAUUCUUUCAAUGGCUAAUCGAGGAAAAAACACAAACGGCAGUCAAUUCUUUCUUUUAUUCAAUGCUGCCAAACAUUUGGACAAUAAACAUACUAUCUUUGGACAUAUAGUUGGAGGAAUGGCAGUACUUGAUGCACUAGAGAAGGUCCCAACAAAUGACUACGACCAUCCCAAAGUCCCUAUUCGGUUAGAAGAUGUUGUUGUAUUUGUAGAUCCCUUUGAAGAAUGGGAAAAGGAAGAGCAAGAAAAAGUAAAAAAGGAAAAAGAUUCCUUGGAAGCAAACAAAUCCGAAGCCGAUCAUGUUUCAUGGACUGGAAGAGACCUGUCGCAUUCAUCUUCUGUGGCAUCUACGACCCAAGCCGUUGGUAAGUAUCUGAAUAAUGAUUCAAAACGCCCUUCAACUGUAGUAUCUCUGGAUGCCUCGUCGCAACCAAAAAAGAAGAAAACACGAACGGGGUUUGGAAAUUUUGAUGCAUGGUAGGAAAAUACGAAAUAAUGAAAGUUGGAUGUUUUAGUUUUUUUGUAUACGAAGAAAAAAAAGGAACGAUCUUGUAUAUAAUUUCUAAUCAUAAUACAAAAAGUAAUAAAAUUGAAAAUAAGAAGUAGA